GAUGGCGGACCCCGCCGAGUGCAGCAUCAAAGUGAUGUGCCGCUUCCGGCCCCUCAACGAAGCCGAGCUCCUCCGCGGGGACAAGGUCGUCUCCAAAUUCCAGGGGGAAGAGACGGUCGUGGUGGGGCAAGGGAAACCAUAUGUCUUCGAUAGAGUGUUACCGCCCAAUACAACUCAGGAACAAGUCUAUAAUGCUUGUGCCAAGCAGAUUGUUAAAGAUGUUCUUGAGGGUUACAAUGGUACUAUUUUUGCUUAUGGUCAAACAUCUUCAGGCAAAACACAUACCAUGGAGGGGAAGCUACAUGACCCACAGCUGAUGGGAAUAAUUCCAAGAAUUGCACAUGACAUCUUUGAUCACAUCUAUUCCAUGGAUGAAAACCUAGAAUUUCACAUAAAGGUUUCCUACUUUGAGAUUUAUUUGGACAAAAUACGGGACUUGCUUGAUGUUUCAAAGACAAACCUUGCAGUACAUGAAGACAAGAACAGAGUUCCUUACGUAAAGGGUUGUACAGAGAGGUUUGUCUCUAGUCCUGAAGAGGUUAUGGACGUUAUAGAUGAGGGGAAAACAAACCGACAUGUAGCUGUUACAAAUAUGAAUGAACACAGUUCUAGAAGCCACAGCAUUUUCCUAAUUAAUAUCAAGCAAGAGAAUGUUGAAACGGAAAAAAAACUCAGCGGAAAGCUUUAUCUGGUAGAUUUGGCUGGGAGUGAAAAGGUCAGCAAAACUGGGGCAGAGGGCUCUGUUCUUGAUGAAGCUAAAAAUAUUAACAAAUCUUUAUCUGCUUUGGGCAAUGUGAUCUCGGCAUUGGCAGAAGGCACUAAAACGCAUGUCCCAUAUCGAGACAGCAAAAUGACCCGGAUUCUUCAGGACUCUUUAGGGGGGAAUUGUAGAACCACCAUUGUCAUCUGCUGCUCUCCAUCCAUCUUCAAUGAAGCAGAAACCAAGUCUACUCUUAUGUUUGGUCAAAGAGCCAAAACUAUUAAGAACACGGUGUCUGUAAAUCUUGAGUUGACUGCAGAAGAAUGGAAGAAAAAGUACGAGAAGGAAAAGGACAAAAACAAGACACUUAAAAAUGUUAUCCAGCAUCUGGAGAUGGAACUGAACAGGUGGAGAAAUGGAGAAGCUGUUCCUGAGGAUGAACAGACCAGUGCUAAGGACCAAAAGAACUUGGAGCCAUGUGACAACACCCCCAUCAUCGAUAAUAUUGUGCCAGUUGUUGCCAGCAUCUCAGUUGAAGAGAAACGAAAAUACGAGGAGGAGAUUACUAGUCUCUACAGACAGCUGGAUGAUAAGGAUGAUGAAAUUAACCAACAGAGUCAGUUGGCUGAGAAACUAAAGCAACAAAUGUUGGAUCAAGAUGAGCUCUUGGCUUCCACUAGGAGAGAUUAUGAGAAGAUACAGGAGGAACUGACUCGACUUCAGAUUGAAAAUGAGGCUGCAAAAGAGGAAGUGAAAGAAGUUCUUCAGGCGCUGGAAGAAUUAGCGGUUAAUUAUGACCAGAAAUCGCAAGAAGUGGAGGACAAGUUGAGAUCUAAUGAACAACUGGCUGAUGAACUUCAACAGAAAACAUCUGCGCUGAUGUCUACACAGAGAGAGUUGGGUCAAUUGCAAGAGCUCAAUAACCAUCAGAAAAAGAGAGCUACCGAGAUCUUGAAUUUACUGCUUAAAGACCUUGGAGAGAUUGGAGGAAUCAUUGGUACCAAUGACGUAAAAACCUUAGCAGAUGUGAACGGUGUGAUUGAGGAGGAGUUCACUAUGGCUCGACUCUACAUUAGCAAGAUGAAGUCGGAGGUGAAAUCUCUGGUGAACCGCAGCAAGCAGUUAGAGAGUGCCCAGAUAGACUGCAACAGGAAGAUGAAUGCCAGUGAAAGGGAACUCGCUGCCUGCCAGCUCCUCAUCUCACAGCAUGAAGCCAAAAUCAAGUCUCUCACAGACUACAUGCAGAACAUGGAGCAGAAACGAAGACAACUGGAAGAGUCACAGGAUUCACUGAAUGAAGAGCUGGCCAAAUUGCGUGCUCAAGAGAAAAUGCAUGAAGUGAGCUUCAAAGAUAAAGAAAAGGAACAUUUGACCUUGCUGCAGGAUGCAGAGGAAAUGAAGAAUACGCUGGAGCAGCAGAUGGAAAGUCACAGGGAAGCCCACCAGAAGCAGCUGUCAAGGCUGCGUGAUGAGAUUGAGGAGAAACAGAAAACCAUUGAUGAAAUCAGAGAUAUGAAUCAGAAACUACAGCUGGAGCAAGAGAAACUGAGCUCUGACUAUGAGAAAUUGAAAGCAGAAGAUCAGGAACGGGAAAAGAAGCUGGAAAAGCUCAUAUUGCUUAAUGAUAAAAGGGAACAAGCAAGAGAAGAUCUUAAGGGACUGGAAGAAACUGUGGCUCGAGAACUGCAGACUCUCCAUAACUUACGCAAACUCUUUGUUCAAGAUCUUACCACCAGAGUAAAAAAAAGUGUCGAACUGGACAGUGAUGAUGGAGGUGGAAGUGCUGCUCAGAAGCAGAAAAUUUCAUUCCUGGAAAACAACCUGGAACAACUUACAAAGGUUCACAAACAGCUGGUACGUGAUAAUGCAGAUCUCCGUUGUGAGCUUCCUAAGCUUGAAAAACGCCUUCGAGCUACAGCAGAGAGAGUGAAAGCCUUGGAGAGUGCGCUGAAGGAAGCCAAGGAGAAUGCCAUGCGGGACCGGAAGAGAUACCAGCAGGAGGUAGAUCGCAUUAAAGAGGCCGUCAGAGCAAAGAACAUGGCAAGGAGAGCCCACUCUGCCCAAAUUGCCAAGCCUAUCCGCCCGGGUCAUUAUCCAGCAUCUUCUCCUACAGCUGUUCAUGCCAUCCGAGGAGGAGGAUUGUCCAAUUCAAGUUACUACCAGAACAUGAAAUAGACACCAGAUCUGAUGCCACUCGCAUGUGAGAAUUUAUCAUCCGUUCACUAGUUUUUUUUUCCCUUUGGGGACUGGACCUGUACUCCCUCAUUCAUCGUACGCUUUCUAUAGCCAUCUGCAGUG
Euleptes europaea (tarantolino) is the source of this 2998-nucleotide messenger RNA. It is a transcript of the gene KIF5C, whose product is annotated as kinesin family member 5C. Gene Ontology annotation, biological process: microtubule-based movement. NCBI's taxonomy places the organism in Eukaryota, Metazoa, Chordata, Lepidosauria, Squamata, Sphaerodactylidae. Gene Ontology annotation, molecular function: microtubule motor activity; ATP binding; microtubule binding. Bases 2 to 2875 code for a protein of 957 amino acids. The record is from RefSeq and is a predicted model, not a curated record. The transcript is spliced from 26 exons.